AUGUCUCGCGAAGGGUUCCAGAUCCCCACUAAUCUCGACGCGGCUGCGGCCGGUACUGCCGCUGCCAGAACCGCAACGCUAAAGUACAUUUGCGCUGAGUGCUCUAGCAAGCUGUCACUGUCGCGUACCGACCCUGUGCGUUGCAAGGAUUGCGGUCACCGGAUCCUGCUCAAGGCGCGUACCAAGCGUAUGGUGCAGUUCGAGGCACGCUGA
Lachancea fermentati is the source of this 213-nucleotide messenger RNA. Lineage: Eukaryota; Fungi; Ascomycota; Saccharomycetes; Saccharomycetales; Saccharomycetaceae. The record is from the annotation of a GenBank genome assembly.